GGAUCUGACAACGUUAGGUUCAAUAAUUUUGCCCUGAUCUUCCAAGCGGUAAAUAGGAAGAUCCUACAUUACUGGAAAGGCUGUCACGCCUGUGUGAUAGUAUUACAGAUGCCGCCUAGACAUGUGUUGAGCUGUGACAACGACCUCCCGAUUAAACGUUGUGAGUUGAGGGAAGGUGUAUGUGAAAAGUGACGUUUCAGUGAAGGAAACUACGGAUUAGAUGCCACAAUUGUCGAACUACUGUACGAAAAAUCCAACAAACCUGGGAAACGAAUAACGUCUAAGAUAUUUGAUCGUUAUUGUCCGAAACAUAACUGGAUACAUAUGUCAAGAUUUUAUGUUAUUUGAUACUACUGGAUAAGUUUAGCACACGAAGUACAAAAAAAAGUUUACCGUGCUGCCAGGCAACCCAGUGUAUACCAUACGGCCGGUAGCGUGUAGCAGGCAAGUAGGAGUAGGAUGCUGCCACAGGUACGACACAUGAUGAACGGGAUGCGGGGGCGUGGCGGCUCGUGUCUCGCCUCUACUGUUAUAGCUCCGAGGGUUACAUUAUCGUCCUGCUGCGUUACGUUUAAGGUUGGAGCAUCAUCACCUCAGGGGCCCAGGUAUCCUCCCUCCGCAGCGCUUUCGUUACUCCACAUCCGAGACUUUCACUCACGAAAGUUCUCCCGUAACGUUGAGUUCUUCACUUCGAGUGAUGUUCCACUCCCGCAAAAAACAAUGAAGGUUGCAUCAGCCCUCAGCCAGCAUGAACGUCCUCUAACACUGCUCUUCUGCUGGCUCAUGGCCAGAGAACGGCACAUUAAGAAGUAUGCCCAACUGUAUACCACCAUGGGUUUUGAUGUACUGAAGAUCAGAUUAUCUCCGUUUGACCUAAUACGACCUACCAAAGGAUCACAGUUAGUAGCAGACCAAGUGUUAGAAUUCCUACAUGCUAACCCAUCACAUACUCCACUGCUGGUCCAUGGUUUGAGUGUUGGUGGUUACCUGGCAAUGGAAGUCAUGGUUAAGAUACAUAAUAACAUGCAGAAACAUGGACAUCUCUUGGACCGUUUUGUUGGCCAAAUCUGGGAUAGUGGGGUGGACAUUGAUGGAAUCCCUGAUGGUGUGCCCAGAGCAAUCACCAACAAUAAGGCUUUACAGAGGAAUAUCAAGAAGUAUCUACUAUGGUACCUGAAGAUUCAGUACCACACAUCAACAAUUCACUACGAACGAGCAAGUGCUAAGAUGCAUGAAAACUUCAUUGGGGUUCCAGCACUAUUUUUCUUCUCAGAGAAUGAUCCUGUCUCCACUCCAGAGAUGAAUACAAAAGUAUAUAGUAAAUGGGAAGAAAAAAAUUACCCUGUAUAUACCAAAUGCUGGACAGAUUCAGUCCAUGUGAGUCAUUACCUGAAACAUCGUCAAGAGUAUGAAGAGGAGGUGGCAGCAUUCUUAGAGAGCCUUGGUAUGAUUGAGCUAUCCAGACGUCGAGCUACAUCUGUAUGAAGAUCAGCAAAUCUACAUAACGGGUGUUUUAUUAAUUUUGCCAAGAAGCAUGCAUCAAAAAACAAUGUUAUGUAGUUUAUGGAAAAUGAUAUUUUCUAAUUAAAUUGUAUGGAACAUUUUUAUAGUUGUAACUUUUUAUAUUUUUGGAAAAGUCAGUUGAGCACUUUGUCACCUAAAAUGAAGUACAGUAUUGUGGGUUACAUUAAAGAAAUAAAUGUCAGGGGGAACACAGAAGGCAGCAAUUUAUAUAUUUAAUGAUGCAGUCUGGACGAGCAUCUCUUAGAGCAGUGGUUCUCAAACCAUGGACCAUGAGCUGAUUUUCAGUGGAUUGUGAUGACCCAGCAAAGUUAUCCAUUUUGCCUGUUUUUUAUUUAAACCGUCUAUGUCAUUGGUGCAAAAUGGGAGUCUUCAGUCAUUUUAUUUAUUGUUAUUUAUACUUUGCUAUUAAAUUCCUAGUUGAUAUGACAAUAAAUUUUAUUUGACUGUUGAUUUUUUGUAUUUGGAUCAGUGGGCUGUGUAGUUCCGAGAUAUUCAAAAUUGGGUCGCACUCCAAAAAGUUUGAGAACCACUGUCUUAUAGUAAUAUGAACUAUAAUAUAUACACACCCAAAAUAUAAUUGACCAACUGCACUGUGUUUGUUAUCCGUAACCUACAUAUUUAGUGUUCCUAGUAAAAUGAUCAUUAAAUUAAUAAGUGAUAAAUACUGUAAAAGAUUAUUAUUACAGAUAUUGGAGUACAGUAACUGUACCUGUUGUAUUAAACACUUGACAAAACCAGAACAAUUUGAUGUUUAUACUGUACUGUAAAAAGAUGUACAUAGCAAGAUGUUAAUCUGAGACAUUAUUUUGACUUGUAGCUAGGUAGAUGUGGUCCAAACUUGGAGCUGAAUUCGAUAUUCUUUUUGUUAGUUUAUACUGUAGUGUAUUUUGAAUACGUAUCUCAAAGUCAAACCAUUUAUUACAAUAUAGGAGAUGUAACACCUGUAUUGAAAGAUUGCAGCCAGUUCUUUCAUGACUAAACAUCUUUAUUGUAAUUUUCUUUCUCAGUUUUUUUCUUUCUCAUUUAAAACAGUUGGAAAAAAUAGGGAUAGGGAGAUUUUCAUUUUUUUUUUCUCUGACUGAAAUUGGCUCAUACAGGCAGAUCUCUUGGAAGGAACAAAAGAUUGUUAUAACUUGGUGCCUUUUGAGAUGUGUUCCUGACAGUGCCAUUCUUACUCUAUGAAUGCUACAGGAUGGCUUUCUUUGGCAAUGGCUCAGCAUGUGUUGGCAUGGCUUGUUUUAUAGAUAAAAUGAUGACAUUAACAUAUUUUAAGAAACCAUAUUUAAUCGACAUUCAACAAUUAAUUUUGAUGCCUCGACUAUCCAUGUCUCACUUGCAAUUUCACAUCCAACCUAAUGAUGUUCUGGUCACCUUGACUAUUUUACCAACACUCAAUUCAAGACCAUUUCCAGAUAUGAUGGGCCUAAAAUUUUCACUUAAUACACUCGAGAGAUAGUGAAAAGGAAGAGAGAGUUUUGGUGGGCUGUAUAAGUUGAUGAGACAACCACUGACUGGCUGAAGGAAUGUAAACAAUGAAGCCUGAGGAUAUGUUUGUUAAAUUAAUAUUUUUUUCAUGUCUAAAGUGAAAAUACAUACAUUAGAUGAGGCUCUGUUAUAAGAGGCCUUCCUGCAUGUGGAAGAACAUUGGCUGUGAAAGGCCUUGAAGUUACCAAAUAAAGAUUAAAACUGGCUAGAACAGUUUAAAGGAGUACAGCAGAGAAUCAUACUUAUGAGACACUAGUUUCUAAACCAGAACUAUUCACUGUCCAUUAUGUGACUCACUGAAACAGAUAAUUAAAUGAGCUAGAGUUUUUGAAUCACCCAAACACAUAAUAGGAAUGUUCAAUGCAAUAAAUAAAUUCUCUGACAGUGUA
Molecule: messenger RNA, 3398 nt
Organism: Homarus americanus (American lobster)
Lineage: Eukaryota; Metazoa; Arthropoda; Malacostraca; Decapoda; Nephropidae
Exons: 8
Coding region: 460-1485 (341 amino acids)
Molecular function (GO): serine hydrolase activity
Source: RefSeq, a predicted model, not a curated record